This is a messenger RNA of Corythoichthys intestinalis (scribbled pipefish), 6530 nucleotides long. It is a transcript of the gene ikbkb, whose product is annotated as inhibitor of nuclear factor kappa B kinase subunit beta. Lineage: Eukaryota; Metazoa; Chordata; Actinopteri; Syngnathiformes; Syngnathidae. Gene Ontology annotation, biological process: peptidyl-serine phosphorylation; tumor necrosis factor-mediated signaling pathway; positive regulation of transcription by RNA polymerase II. Gene Ontology annotation, molecular function: IkappaB kinase activity; ATP binding; protein binding. The record is from RefSeq and is a predicted model, not a curated record. The transcript is spliced from 21 exons. Gene Ontology annotation, cellular component: cytoplasm; IkappaB kinase complex. Bases 1081 to 3120 code for a protein of 679 amino acids.
AAUACCUUAGCUUAGUUUAGCCGCAAACGGUAUAAAAAAAAUUUAAUGAAUGAGGAUUGAAGUACAACAAAAAAACAAUUGGCUAACUUGCUUAGCAAAAGUCCACUAAAUGUUAACCUCUAAACUAAAUUACGAAUAAACAUAAACAAACAUAUGAGCUCAAACAAAAACUUACCUUAUGAUGGUCUUAACAGGGAGCAGCUGGAUCCAGCCAAGUUAAAAGAGUUAUGUCAUAUUCACUGUUGCCACUAGAGGGCAGUGUAACCACCCAAAUCAAUAAAACUAAAAUCAAACACUUUCAAGACAAACCAUUACAACCCCACUUUAAUUAAACAAAUACUCGAAGCAGCAAAAUCUGAUUCGAAGCUCUUUUCUAAUGGAAUUACUCGAGUUAAUCUAUUAAUCGUUGCAGCACUACAAUAUAAUCAGAUACCAACAAUGAAUUUCUAAAAUAAUUAUUACCGUAAUUUCCGGACUACAAGCCGCUACUUUUUCCCUCAUUUUGGGUCCUGCGGCGUGUGCAGUGAUGCGGCCAAUUUGUGUAUUUUUCUGACGGCCGCGAGGGGCGCUCGAGCAUGGAAUGUGGGAGUGAGACACGUGGAAUAUAUGUGUGGAGAAAGAUGCUAGUUUGCACUAUUACCGGUAGUUUAACUUUGUGCGUUGUGCAUCUGCCUGUGUGCAUGAGUAGAUUUUGCAUACCUGCAUCAUGGAAAAUGCUCGAAGAAAUUAAAUUGGCCAUCCGAGUUGUAUGGGAAGCUUUGAUGACGAGCGGCGAGAGAUUGUUUGCCUAGACUCACCGCAUGCACAGAGCAGCUUUUGCACAGGUUUGCCGGGGGAGCCUGGCAUGGUGAAGCGCUGUGAAAGAGUCCGCCAUCAUCAACGGGUUUCGAAGGGGCCAUUCUGCUGCGUGACGAGGAGGACAGCACGGGCUAAGAGUGAAUAUGCCUCAAUAUGGGAGACAUUGAAGGCGACGGCGAGGGAGAGACAGAGUAGGAUACCGAAGAGCAAAUUGCCAUUAAACAGUGCCGGCAGGAGCUGAGUGAGAGAAACAAAGAAAGAUGGUGUCUAGAGAUCCAGAUCAUGAAGAGGUUGGAGCACGUAAACGUAGUGGCAGCAAGGGAGGUUCCUGAGGGGAUGCAGAAGCUUGUGGCCACCAAUGACCUGCCGCUCCUGGCCAUGGAAUACUGCCAGGGAGGGGAUCUGAGGAAGUAUCUGAACCUCUUGGAGAACUGCUGUGGAAUGCGCGAGGGCUCCGUUCUGAUUCUGCUGUGCGACAUUUCCUCUGCUCUGACCUACCUCCACAAGAAACGAAUCAUCCACCGAGAUUUGAAACCCGAAAACAUUGUACUGCAGCAGGGAGAGAAGCGGUUAAUCCACAAGAUCAUCGACCUGGGCUAUGCUAAGGAGCUUGACCAGAGCAGCCUUUGCACCUCCUUUGUAGGAACGCUACAGUAUUUGGCUCCCGAGCUGAUUGAGAGGAAGAAGUACACAGUUGCUGUAGACUACUGGAGCUUUGGGACGCUGGUAUUUGAGUGCAUCACAGGAUUUCGGCCCUUUUUGCCAACCUGGCAACCUGUUCUCUGGCACAAUAAACUACGGUUGAAGCAAGACAGUGACAUUGUCGUCUACGAGGACCUCUCCGGAGUGGUCCGCUUCUCCAAACAUCUUCCUCAGCCCAACAACCUCAAUAGCCUUUUAGCAGAGAAGAUGGAGAAGUGGCUGCGGCUGAUGCUCAAGUGGUCUCCGCAAGAAAGGGGCAAAGAACCGGACGCCACGCCGAGCAACUGCUUCUCCCAGCUGGAUCUUAUCUUACAGCUAAAAAUGGUUCACGUUUUGAACAUGACCACCGCCAAGAUCCUGAGGUAUGCGGUCGAUGAAGACGAGACAGUGGCCAAGCUGCAGAGGAGAAUCGAAGAAGAGACGAGCAUCCCUGUGGCCAAGCAGGAGUUGCUACUGGAAGCCGGUUUAGCCUUGGAGCCCCACAGCUCGGCCACGCACUGUGCCAUCGAUUACGCCGAGAUAGAUGGCCGGCGGACAGACUUCCCUCUGGUCUUCCUGUUUGAUCGCUCAUCUUGUAAUUAUGAGCCCCCGUUGACUCCUCGCCCUCUCCCUGAAAACAUAUGCUUCAUCCAAAAAGACCCAAAGCAAGCUCUGCCUUACAGCCCUUUAAGGAGAACUUAUGGCCAGGCAUGGCACACCAUCCGUUCCCUGAAGGAGGACUGGCAGAGACUGCAGCAGGGGCAGAAAGCGGCCAUCAUGAGCUUGCUGAGGCAUAACUCAUCCCUGUCAAAGCAGAAGAACGAGAUGGUGUCAAUGCACCAGAGACUUAUGGCCAAGCUGGACUUCUUCACCACCAGCCUUCACAUAGACAUGGACAAAUACCAGGAGCAGACUGCCACCGGGAUUGCUUCAGAUAAACUAUUGGGAGUGUGGCGGGAAAUGGAGCAAACUGCCAGCAGCUGUGGUCAGCCCAAAGUGAGUGAACUAGAGGAGGAGAUGAUGCAUCUGCAGCAAGACAUCUUAGAUGUUCAACGUCAGCCCUGGCGGAGCGGAGAGGCUUUGGACACACUUGAAGGAAAAGCCAUGGAGAUGCUGCGUAAACUCAGAGAGAAACCCAAAGAGCAGCGUUGUUCUGGAGAUGGUCAGGAGGUGCUGCGUCUGGUGGUUCAGGCGGUGCAGUUCUAUGAGCGAAAGCUUCGAGACUUCUACUCACAUCUCAGUAAGACGGGCAUUUGUCGUCAGCGUGUCAUGGAGCUUCUGCCAAGGGUGGAAGGCGUGGUCCAAGAGAUGGCCGAGAGUGAACAAGUUUUGAUGGGUCUACAAGAGAAGCGCCAAAGGGAGCUAUGGAACCUCCUCAAAGUCGCCUGUAGUAAAGUUCGAAGCCCAGUCAGUGGGAGUCCUGAUGGAUGUCGCACACCUUCUUCAGUCCCUCCACUGAUGACCCCCCGACACAGUUUACAGCAGUUGGACGAGUCCUUGGUCGAAGAAAGCAAGAAUUUUGAGAGUCGACUACAGAAUUUGCUGCAAGACACCAUGCAGGAAUCUGAGAGUAGUAUGGAGAUGCUGAGAGAGUGGACGUGGCUGCAAGGGAGCAACAGUUUCUCCAGGGACCUCUCCUAGAUUUACCUCUGCUUGCUGCCACUGUGUGGCUAUGAGUGCAAAAAACACAUUUUUACACAAGAACAUGCACCAACCAUUCUCACGUCAACUAUAAUCUUACUCAUGAAGCUUGUAAAUUUUAUUUUUACUAUGUGGAGAAAAUCUUCCAACUUUUCCACAGCAUUGGAUCUUAUUUAUGCAUCCAUCUCUUGUAUAAUAACUAAUAAUCUUCAAACAUGAGUUGUUUCUUUAAGUAGGUGAAAUGUACGCGUGUCUAUUAGCCUCAGGGGAACUAAUUCCAUUCCAUGUUUUAUCUCUGUUAAAAGCUGCACUGCCUGACUCUAUGGGCACUUUCACAUUAGACCAAGAGGACCAGGGUCUGGUUGGAGUGCUACCAUGCAACAACACUUGCAAAUGACUUGUUUAACAGGUUCAGUAUUCACACUGCGCCAGCCGAACUUUACGAAUAGCAUCACGUGGACGAAAGGCACACUCAUUGAUUGGACAAAUAGAAGUGCUGUGACGCUGCAUGUAAUGUAGCAUAAAUUAAGUCACCGCUCGGCCAGCGGUGGUAUCGCUCCCUCCCGACUUGAUGCCAAGCGAACUGGAGUAUAUAAAAAAUGCAUAGUGGAAAAUUAAACCAUGAAAAGGAACCGCAUGGAACCCCAAGCCACACAGGAGUAUACAAUCGUUCUCACUUUCAUGACUUUUUGGACUGUGAAAUUGUCGCCACUUCCAGGAGAGAGAGACUCACGAAACGGUCGCCCCGAGAGGCUCCGCCUUUCUCAGCCACUGUCACUCUCACACGGUGCGUUUAGGAACAGCAUGCAAAACACAACCGCCACAUUAGAACCAGACUGUGUGUAUCAAAUGCAGCUGCUUAGCACAGCACAACAACAUUUGGCCAUGGUUGAUCGUCUGUGUUCUUGCCAUUGUUGAUUUUGAAUAGCGUGUGUGCUGUACUUCCGCUUUCAAGGAUGCCCAGCGUGUGGCGUCACAGCCUGGAGCAUCACAGCCCCAGGCUGUGACACUGCAUAUAAAAUAGCAAAAGCACACCCUGCUACUGUUGCAUUCACAAGCAAAGCAGGGUGUGCUUAAAGACCAAUGAUUUUUGAGCAGACCAGAGUUCACUUGUUUGGUCCGAACUAGAGUUCGGAUGUGCGUUCACAUUUACAAAACAAAGAGGACGAUCUGAGAAAAAGAACUCUGGUCCAUUUAAAACAGCUAGUGUGAAAGCGCCCUUAAUAAUGUGUUUUUCUACAUCUAUUGGUACGUCAAGAGCAGAGGUGGGUUGAGUCGCCAAAGAUUUUACUCCAGUUAAGAGUAGCGUUACUUCUAGGUAAUAUUACUCAAGUAAAAGUAGUCAUCACAAAAAUUUAUUCAAGUACAAAAAAGUAUUGAGUCAAUAGAAUACUUAACAGUUUACAAUGUUUUUAAACAAUAGUAAAAAAAAAAAAUUUGUCAUCUACUACUCUGAGUACUUUUUUCUCAAAAAGUUACUCAAGUAAUGGAGUAAAUGCGUUACUACCCACCUCUGGUCAAGAGAAGGGAGAUAUAUAUACUGUCAGUGUUCUGGAUUGUCCCGCGGUCCCGUUACAACUGCAAUCGUGUCAUUAUUAAGGCAGCAAUGUGACUGUAAAAUAUUGCACCUUUUGAUAUUUUCUUCAUUGUCCAAAUGAAUAAGGACACAAAAAAACACGUGUAUCAUUUGACGUUCUUUUUAUUCACUCUACGAUUGAAUAAAAAUCAGUUUGAGGUUGUUACUGUUGACUACGUUUCUUAUACAAAGCACAACACACAGAUCAAGUGAAAGUGAAACAGACGCUUUAAAGGCUGAACUGGUGCAGGCUGCUCAUAACACACCUUUGAGCUUCUGAAGGCGCUGAGGUGAAACGGUGGGAGUUAAAGGUCCACUUGCUCAGUUGGACAUUUUAACUGUAAUAGCUUUUAUUGCACUGUUUAGGAUAGAUUUGGCAGAAAAAGUUGAGUUUUGUUAACUCAUUGGCUACAGUUCAUCGCCAGCCUCUCUCAGUUCAAAUGGGUUGGACGUCUAUCAUUGUAGUGUGCAGCCAAUGAGUUAAUUAUAUUGAAUAGUGUUGCAAUCAAACUAGCCCUUAGACUGUGUGUUUCAUUUUGUAUUGCUGGUUGGACCUCUGAGGUGUUGUCACAUUUAGGGUCUUUCAUUCUUUUCUUGUGUUUCCUUUAAGCGUCCAGUUCAAAGCCCAGGCCCAUCUUGUGUCCGCCCCCGUUAACGUUCUUUCCAUCAAUGAGCGCUGACAGUGUCAGCUUGAUUCCUACAAGAAGACAAGGUCAGAGCAUACAUGUAGACAUUGCAUGUAAUUGACCUUCCAAUAUAUGAAUUUAAAAUUAAGACUUUGGAGGUAAAAUGUUGUAUAUAGGCCUAAAAGUUGUAAAGCAAUAAAAACACAACAAAAAUGAAUGAAAUGAACAACAACAACAAAAUUACAAUGGGUCAAAAUUAUUUUUCAAACAGAUCAUGUGAGCACCUUAGAGACAGUCAUUUGCUUAGCUUAGCCACAAAAAAAAAAAAAAAAAAAACACCUGAGGACCAGUGUUGUUAAUAAAGGUGUUAGAUUAUAACGUCAUUACUGCCUUGUGUUUUUCAGUAGUGGGUAAUCUAAUGAAUUACUUUUCUCAUUUUGGUAAUGCCGUUACCGUUACUGACGAUGUAAAGGCGUGCGUUACUAUGCGUUACUACGUUGGUUGAAUGAUGCGAGAAAAGUCCGAAACACGGACUCACAGAGAGGAGAGAGCAAAGCGGGAGUUGGGAGGAGGGAAGGGAGUUGUGACGUGGCUCCAAUAAUACCUGACUGUAGCCGCCCACAUGAUUCUACAGUAGAUAUCACAUAUAUGUAGAACUAGAUGCGGAAAAUAGACUCACCGGCGUUCGUAAACAGUCGCCAUUUUAAAGCAGUAGACUUCUCAGGAAGGCUCUGUUGUAGAGAACCUUCCUAACGAACCUAAGUUACCUUUUAUCUAAAAUACUCAUAAAUCAGCAAAAUAUUAACUUGAAUCUAUCUUUAAAUGAUGAAACAGUUUUAAAACUUUCACAUGUCAAAAGUAGACAGAAGGGAACUAAUGCAAUAACGGGAGCAAUUUUAACAACUUUACAGUUGAUUCACAACAUUAAAUAACUUUCAAACAUAGCAAAGGUUAAUAUGUUUUUUGUUUCUUUUGUUUUUUUUUUGGGAAUGAAAAAAAAAACAUGAAACGUAACACCAGUUACUUUGCCAAGUAACUAAUUACCCUUACAUUCGGGUAACUGAGUUACUAACUCAAUUACUUUUUGGGAGAAGUAAUUUGUAACUGUAAUUAAUUACUUUUAGUAAGUAAGAUUAACAACACUGCUGAGGACAGAAGAGGCAAGAUGGAUAUUAGAGCUGUCCCGACUAGUCAACGUUGUCGACGUC